Molecule: messenger RNA, 10368 nt
Organism: Acipenser ruthenus (sterlet)
Lineage: Eukaryota; Metazoa; Chordata; Actinopteri; Acipenseriformes; Acipenseridae
Product: protein CBFA2T3
Exons: 12
Coding region: 564-2717 (717 amino acids)
Biological process (GO): DNA-templated transcription; negative regulation of DNA-templated transcription
Cellular component (GO): nucleus
Molecular function (GO): transcription corepressor activity
Source: RefSeq, a predicted model, not a curated record
CACACAGAGGCACGCUGCUGCAUGACAAGGAGCACAGAAAGGGGAGCUUCACAUUGGAGCAUCAAACGGGGCAUUGCAUUGUCUUCUUGAUUAUCAUUGCAUUAGUAUUAUUGAGUCUGACUCCUGUUUAAGGAGAAGAAAGAAAGAAACUUUAGGGAAAUGAAAAUGAGAAAAGGGAAAAGGGAAAGAAGUCAUAUAGAAAGAGAAAGGUAAAACAAGAUUCUUGGGGUGGCUGUAACUACUUUUACAAAAUAUACACAGCAGCUAAACAUCUCUACUGUUGUUUUCUAACUGUAAUAUUCGGUCAAGUGAAUACCUCCACGGGAUGAGAACAGUGUGCAGGUCUGAAAGCAGCCCUGGAGACUUGCUAGUGCUGUGCCUUUUACUGGACAAACUGGAAGAGAAGACACACAAUCAGCUCUGGAUUGGAUCUGGCUGUUGGGAGUGUGAUGAAACCACAGGAGUCACAGCACAGGUCUGACCUUCAUUGACAGUAAUUGUGAGCCGGCAUUUCAAAUAACAAACCAGCGGAUUCAAACUCCCAAAGUCUCAGGUUCGGGGGAAUGCCCAAGAUGGCUACAGAGGCUCACCUCAAGAGGAACAGGAGGAGACAAAUUGGAAAGGCCUCACGCAGCACCGAGCCUGUUAUUACCGGGAUCCAAACAAAACCCAAUUUGGAACGCUGUGCAACCAUGCUGGAAAAACGGUCCCUUCGUCCAGUCUCCACUUGCCAUCCCAGCUUCCGGAGUUCAAGGGAAAUUUCUUCAGGUAGCACAGUACUGAAGGUUGGAACAAUGCCAGAUUCACCUGCUGAUGUCAAAGCCCAGCCCAGAUCAACUCCACCCACCAUGCCACCACCCCCCCCCUCCGUUACCCAGGCAGCCAAUCGUAACGCUUCCUUCACGCCCACCACAAUGUUGAACGGGAGCAGCCACUCCCCCACAGCCCUCAACGGCGGCCCCUCCACUCCGAACGGCUUCAGCAAUGGGCCGGCCAUGUCGUCGACGGCCUCCCUGUCCAAUCAGCAGCUCCCGCCAGCCUGCGGCGCCCGGCAGCUCUGCAAGCUCAAGCGCUUCCUCACCACGCUGCAGCAGUUCGGCAACGACAUCUCCCCCGAGAUCGGAGAGCGAGUCCGCAGCCUGGUGCUGGGCCUAGUGAAUUCUACGCUGACUAUUGAAGAGUUUCACUCAAAGCUCCAGGAGGCCACCAAUUUCCCUCUAAGGCCCUUCGUCAUCCCCUUCCUCAAGGCUAACCUGCCCCUGCUCCAGCGUGAGCUGCUGCACUGUGCCCGGCUGGCAAAGCAGACGCCCGCCCAGUACCUGGCUCAACACGAGCAGCUGCUGCUGGACGCCAACGCCAGCUCCCCGCUCGAUUCCUCCGAGAUCCUGCUGGAGAUUAACGAGCAUGGCAAGAGGAGGACGCCCGACAGGACCAAAGAGAACGGGGUGGAGCGGGACCCCCUGCACUCGGAGCACCUCCAGAAGAGACCGUGCACAGUGAGCCCCAGCCAGCGCUACAGCCCCAGCAACGGGGCCCCAGCGCACCCCCCUCCGAACGGCCUGCCUCCUCAUCCCCCAAAUGGCCUGCCACACCCCACCCCUCCCCCACCCCAGCACUACCGGCUGGAGGACAUGGCCCUUGCGCAUCAGUACCGCGAUGCGUACCGUCACUCCGAACUCCGAGACGCCCGCGAGAGACACCAGAGAGGUGCAGUGCAUGGUGCCCGACAGGAGGAAGUCAUUGAUCACCGCUUGACGGAUCGCGAGUGGGCAGAGGAGUGGAAGCACCUCGAUAAUGUACGUGUCGCUGGGCUGCUGAACUGCAUCAUGGACAUGGUAGAGAAGACACGGCGGUCCUUGACGGUGCUGCGUCGCUGCCAGGAGGCAGAUCGCGAGGAGAUGAACCACUGGAUCCGCCGCUACAGCGACGCCGAAGAUAUGAAAAAAGGUGUGAGCUCCGGCCAGCGCCCUCCUCCUCCUCCUGUUCCUCACAACUCCUCCUCUUCCUCCAUCUCCAACACCAACACUUCUUCUAACGUCUCUGAGGCGCAGCCGCUAGAAAUUCACCGGGACUUUUUGCACAGACCUCCCUCAGGAUACAUGUCGGAGGAGAUCUGGAGGAAGGCUGGUACUGCAAGUAUCCCGCUUUCGCCAGCAAUAAAAAAACUGCAGAGCAAGCAGGAAGCCGUGAAUGAGGUGAAGCGGCAGGCGAUGUCGGAGCUGCAGAAGGCCGUGUCAGAUGCCGAGCGCAAAGCCCACGAGAUGAUCUCAGCCGAGAGGUCCAAGAUGGAGCGAGCUCUGGCCGAGGCCAAGAGGCAGGCCUCCGAGGACGCACUGACUGUCAUCAACCAGCAGGAGGACUCCAGCGAGAGCUGUUGGAACUGCGGGCGAAAGGCGAGCGAGACGUGCAGCGGCUGCAACACAGCGCGUUACUGCGGCUCGUUCUGCCAGCACAAGGACUGGGAGAAGCACCACCACAUGUGUGGGCAGGGCCUGCAGGGGGGCAGCAGUGUUCCUCUUGGCACCCACUCCACCUCCAUGCCCCCCACUCAUUCCGAGGGGGUCCCCUCUGCCCCUCCUUCAGUGACAGGGAGCGCACAGGCAAGUGGGGGGAGCUGCAGCAGCACGGCAGGCAGCCCCAAGGAAGCCAGCUCCAGCAACGCCUCCCGAUCCACCACCCCUGCCACCCCAGCCCUGCUCGACAGCGCCUCCCGCUGACCCUAGCAAGCACCACCACCACCGGAAUCGGACUGCUGCUGCCACAACUGCUUUCCAAAAGAGACUGAUGAACAUCUGCUGUUGCAACUAUUCGAGCUGCGACGAAUGCUACUACUUAGCUACCUGACGAUUUCAUAUUGACCUUUCCACCUCCAACUGACCUCUCUGUCUCUCAGUCACACACACACACACACUCUCAUGCCCACAUGCAUACAAAACACACACACACAUAUAUACAGUAUAUAUACACAACCAGGGCCUAUUUUACUACAAAUGCAGAGCUGCUUAUUUAAAAAUGUGUUCGUAUCAAUCUGGCCGUAAGUGGACGGCUGGUUAAGAAAACCCUGAGAUAGUUGAACAAGUCACUAUUAAAUCCAAGUUCUACAAAUAUCCUUUAUCUUGGAUCAUUUUUUUUACUUAUUCCAAAGGAUGACUGGUAAGUGUAAAAUAAUUCCCAGUUAUGAUCGGUAUACUGAGCCACGCUGCAUAAUUUAUGUAAAAUAAGCCCUGCACUUACAGUAUAUAUUUCUGGUGGGCAGAAAAUGGAAAUGUUUAGCUAAUUUCUGCUGGGAUUUACAUAUACAGUAUAUGGUGACACCUGGUGGUUGCCUAAUUAUCUUAAAGGGGACUAUGAAUAAUGUUCUGCCCACCCCUAUAACACACUGUACAUAUACAAUAUACAAAGAACCGGACAGGAAAGGGAAGUCAUUUCCGUGAUCUGUUAGACCAUGGUAGGAUCCCUGGUCUCGUGUGGAGAAUGACAGACACACUGUGAGACUCCCUGUCUUUCUCUGGUGUCUGGAGAACAGAAGGCACUCACAGUGAGAUUUUGGGUCCAGCUGUUGCUUCAGGAGAGGAACACAAGCAUGUCAUCCCACACGGUGGACUUUGUUUCUUGAGAACUCUCGCUCACUUCAAAAUGAAGGCUAACUCUGAAAAAAAAAACAUGAAAGAAUUGACUCUUUGUUUCAUUUUUUGGCUUUAAAAAAACAAAAAGAAUACUCCAAAAAUUCUAAAGGAAGAUCAUCCGUUAACUACCUUGCUAGCUAGCCAAGAAUAUCUAUACCGGACUCACCUCUCUGCUCUGAUGUGAAUCCAAAUGAAAAAAAAAAACCACAAUCCAAACCUUUCUAUUAUUAUUAUUAUUAUUGUUGUUGUUAUGAUUGCACUGCCAAAGUUACUAAGAGACAAGGAGCAGCACUCAUCUUGUUACCAAACACAGCUAUUUCUAUUUCUCAACAGCAAAGUCAGACCAGAGAGAAACAGGCUUCAAGAAGAACAAACGGUUUUAUAGGCAACUUCUUCAGAAGAAAAAUGAAAUGGAGAUUGGAAGACAUUAUCAAAAAUGGAGAGAUGCUAUACAAAAGACAGCGACUUUUAUCAAUGGGAAUGGAAUACUCGGCUCCAAAAAAUGAAUGGUGAUAAUUUGCUUUUUCUUUGUGUCUUUUUUUUAUUAACAAAAACACAAAACUCAUAGACAAGAGCCUCAGCGGAUUAAAAGAAAAUCUGAGAAAACUUUGUACAGUAAGACGACUGCUGUGAUUAUGAUUUUGUUGCAGUUUUAAAGUAGAGACAUUUCAACCGGACAAUCUAAAGGUUUCUGUCGUCUUAUUUCCCCUUCUUUCCAAAGCAUGAAAGACUAAAGUGACUCGUACUCGCUCUAUACCUGGUUCUCUUCGCUCUCUUUCUCUACCUCCCCCUUCUCCCUGCGUGUGUCUCUUCGUCUAGCCCUUCCACGUCGAUGUCCGUCCUCCUCCGGGCAGAAAUGUCAGAAGGGACUAAAGUUUUUUCGUUUGUAGAUAACUUUUUUUUUCCAGUGUUUUUCUGUCUCUGUGAUGUUCGUUCGUGUUGCCCGAGUAUGUUUUCAAAAAACGUAACGAAACAGACAAAAUACUUUUUUUUUUUUUUUUUUUUUUUUUUUUUUUUUUUUUUUUAAGGUUUGGGUUGAACUUUGUAGAAGAAUUUGAAAAAAUAAAUAAAUAACAACCUCUUGUAUCUAUAACAGGCAAAAGAAAUGAAGUCCUAGUGUAGAACAUUUUGUAUUGCUCACAUUGUAAGACAGUAAGAGGACGGAGGUGCAAUAGAGGAAAGAAAAUCAGCUACUGAAUGGAACCUCAAGCUACAGCGAUAUAUAUGAAUAUAUUUAAAAUAAUAAUAAUAAUAAUAAUAAUAAUAAUAAUAAUAAUAAUAAUAAUAAUAAUAACUUAAUGUGAAUGUAUAUAGUAUUUAAGAGGUCCAAAAAUGUGUUUGCCAAAUAACAGAAACCUUUAAAGUAUAAAGUUUAGAUUAGAGAUUUUCUUUUUAAAACUUUCUUUUUUACUGAAGAAAUUGUAGAGUACUCAUUCAGAAGCUCAGUUUUUCCAGAUUUGCUAAAUCCGUCAUGUGUGUGUAACUAGAAUAAAAGCAAAACCGAAGUCAAAUGAUUUUUAACUGUAUAAAUAAGAGGUAGCCAGUCGGUUCUCUUUCCCUGUUUGUGAAACUAUGUAUGAGCGCUGCAUGCUUUAUUAUAUGUGCACAUACUAGCAAGGUUUUUACAUUUGAUUUUUUUUUUUUUAAUAUAUAUUUCCCUGAUUGAGAGGUUUGGCUUUAUCAGCAAAAAAAAUAAAAAAUUAAAAUGAACGAAUGAAUUGUAGGGACAGGGUUUAUGCACUGGCUGAAAAGCAGAAUAGGGUUACUGACUUAAUUGGAAUUGAGCACAGCAGAUACUAUAAUUGAUGGUGGGAAAAUGCGCUCUAGGGCCUCAAGACACUACAAAACUAAUAACUGUUUUGUAUUUGACAAAAAAUGGUCAGCCCAACUUAUUGUACACAGACUUAAUGGAUAAUGGUGGUUACAGGUGAACAAAAACAAAAAAAAUAUUAAAUAGUAAAGAUGGAAUAUAUCUAAAGAAAAAAAAUACUGUUUGUAAUUCAUUGUUGACUCCCCCCUACACAUAGAUGUAAAAACCCACAAUACAACAUGGUGAUAAUGUAAUAUAAGUAUAUAAUGUCACAUUUCUGUCACAUUUACAAGCAUACUGGUAUUUAAAAAUGUGUGUAUUAUCGCCACCGAUUGGACCAAAAUGUAAUUGCAGCACUUAAAAAAAAAAAAAAAUGCUCAUGUGAGCUAAAUCAGGUUGGUUGUAUAGAACGGUUGGUAGUGCAGUGCUGUGUGUCAACCCCUAUUAAUACUUGACAGUUUGGCAUUAAUACAUUUUAAAAGGUUCAUUACUUUUUUCCAGCUUCUACCACGUUUACAAUAACCAAGUCUUAGCACACGCAAGUGUUUCCAUAGAAACAAGAUCCAAAAGAAUCUCUCUUAUGUGUAAUUGUACAUUAUGAGCUUUAUUGAUGUGGAAGGGAGUUACAAGAUACAUCUAAAUUAUCGAGAAAGCAAGUGAUGAAAUGAAAUGAACAAUUCUGAAGUGGCAGUGACAUUCAGUGUUUUGGUGACUGUGAGACAUCUGAGUCAGUACAUAAACCAAAACAACGCUUUCGAGCCCUGCAAAGACAUUUGUUAUGAUUCCAUAUGCACCCCUCUUUUAAUUGGGGCAUUAGGUGGGAGGAGAGCACUAAUGCCAAACUGUAUGGACUGAGUUUGUAACACCUUCAAAACAUGACAGACCAACAGACAGAGAUGUCCUUGAUUCAGAUAAGUCCUGAUCAUUCAAGUAAGUCCAAUUCAAUGCCGUUCUGGUUGGGUGUAGGCAUGUGCACAAUUAAAUACAAGUAAAAUAAGACAUACAAUCAGAGCAGCACCAUUUGAGCAAGGUACCAUGGCCCACAAUGUGCAAGGCUGGAUCUGUACAGUGUCUGGAAAUUCAGGCUUGAAUCAUCAGGAUGCUGACUGCAGAUCUAGAUUUGAGAGCCUCUCAGAGUGACACAGACACAAAUUGCUGGAAUACAAUUUGAAUUAUGGUAUAGCUAUCCUUAUAGCGGCUUAUACCAGAUCACGAAAAAUGUGAUAUCGAUAACUCCAAUCUUUUCAUUCUAAAAUUGCCCAGAACAUACAUUUAUCAAAGUUUCUUUUUUUUUAUCACUGUGUACCUCUGAUAAGCCGCUAUAUAAGUGCCAUAAUUAAAGUUAAUUCCAGUUAACGUUACCUGAGUUUCUGUGAUCUUGUGUACAAGUGUAUCUUAGAAAAGAAAGCAGUAACACACUCCAGGGUGUUCAAUUAUGGUCUACUAUCUACAUGCCUAGAGUCGUUCAGCAUAAGGAAAAGACAGGUGCCAUUAAACAGCCUAGAUGUGCAGAUAAUGCGCCAUAUUGAACACUGGAGCGUUAAUGAAUUUAUAGAAUGGAACCCCUACACUAUACACCACCCCUGCUGAAGUGAAUCGAUUAGUCCUAAUAAUGCCAAACCCUGCCAGUAUGGUGAUAUGUUUGCACAGGUUGGAACGUUUGUUAGCCAGUGAGAUUGCUCCCCCUCUCCUUGCCAGUUUAUAAUCAGCACAUGGGUCUGAUUAGUGUUUGGUGCAUAUGAUGACGUUCCCCAAGGGUGAAAAUCAAAUCUGGCCAAAUACCUCUUCAAUAGACCAAACUUGAAUGUUUGCAGCUAAUUUUCUUUGGAAGGUUUUUUUUUUUUUUUUUUUUUUUGUUCCUCCCCGUGCAGCCAUUGGUUAAACCUGUCUGCCAAUCAAUUAAGAACAAACAGAUACAUGUCAAAAAUAAAAAAAAGAGAACGGACUUGUUAGUACUGUUAGCGAUUGUUCUACUUAUUUAUCAUGUUAAAUAUGUAUAUUGUCUAUUUUUCAUAUGUCAUAAACAAAGGUAAUAUAUAAAAGUAUUUCAGAUGUGAUUAACUGCAGGGUACCCUGUUUUUUGAAGUGUUUAUUCUUUUUUAUAUAUAUAUAUAUAUACAUAUAGAGCGAGAUGCUUUCCUCUUUGUAUUUGUCUCCGUGUUUGUCGCCACCUCUCCAGAGUUACGCUUUCCUCCCCCCCCCCCCCCCCCCUCCCCUCCAUCAAUGGCUGGAUUAUUGAUCACUCUACCUCGGAGCGCUUGGUGAACCAGGUUGGAAGCAAUUCCUGGAAAAGAGAAAGAAACAAGCAAACCAAAUCACUGGGUUUUAGGAGCAGUCUGCUUUUAGCAGACAUACAGACCUGCAGAAACUUUCAAGGAGUUGAUGCUUUCAUUUAUGGAAACUAUUUUUGCUUAAUUAUGUCAGACUUCAAAUGGGUGAAUAGGAAGAGUAUUCGAAGUCUAAAAGGCAUCGAUCACAUAUUUUAGUGAACUACACUUGAUUAAUAAGGAUGAUGACCCUCCAGGCAACUUAUGUUGUAUCUCAUUCUAUUCAACAAAUUACACCCAAACUUGUCUCAAAUUGCCCUGACUUGAGAAUAACUCAAGCACUUAAAACCCACAUUUUAAAUGUAAAUUGGCCCGAAUUAAGUAGGUGGCAGCCAAGAAUAAUGCUGCAUUUGGUACAAAAUACGUUUUUUAUUCAAAUGUAUUUACACACUGUUUUAGAAGCUAUACAUAUACAUUGUGAACCAUGCACUGAAACAAUGUUAUGCUGUUCAAUAUCUCAUAGACCCUGGAUGACAAAAUUACAUAGAAUAUAAGAACACCAUGCCAUGGAAACCUUCUUUCUUAUGCUCUUAAUUCAUCAGGUUCAGUCGUUUUAAUAUUAGUAUUGUCAUUAUUAUUUAUCAUCCUUGCAAACUGCAUUCAAGUUCUUUAUGUUUUACAAAGUGGGAGCCAAAGCAGGUAACCCACAAAGCAUGUUCGUUAUUUGUCAUGCUUUACAGCACAGAUUAGUUGCAUGAUAUACACUGAAUGUAUUUUGAUGCAAAAAUACUUUUGUUUUGGCACUGUAACUCCAUUUAUCAUCCAAAAUAAUUUAAGAACAGACCAAAGCAUUUCUAAAUGGCUUUAGAUCAGAUCAGUAAUCCAUUUUGACAUGCUAAAGACAAACAAGAGAGGCUCUGACCUUGUUUCUAAACAACUAUAUUUAAAAACCAAAGUAUCUGAAAAAGACACGAACGCUCAAAGCACAAACAAGAAGGCCCAAAACCAAGGGUGGAGGUUUAAAAUAAGAGAAUUUAAAGCUAAGCAGUCAAAGCACAUUAUUGUUUGUGUUUUUAACUGAAUGCCUCAUCUAAGAAUAACUCUAUAAUCUAGACUGUCAAAACGAUUGCUGUUAAUAAAAAAAAAUAUUUUUUUAAAAAAGCUUUGGACUGGGAAGGGUUAAAUACACCUGCCAGAAUAUUUUACUUUUAUUUUUCAAAAAGUCUGUCUGCAAGGAUUUAAUCAAAUAAGGGCCAUCCGCAUAACAUCCAUGGGCUUGAGUGAUCGCAUGGGUAAAAGAAGCAGGUGUUAUCGAUUCAAACAAAAAUCUUAAUGUGGGGUGAACAAAACAAAAACAUCGCUACACCAACAAUACUGCUGGUUUUCCAUCAUGAAUACACUUUCUGAAUGGCCAUAUUUAAGGUUUCCAGUUGAGUUUGUAUGUCUGUUAGUGCAAACUGUGUUUAAAAAAGAAAAACUAAAAUGUAAUUACCACAGUUUCCUCUAAAGUUAACCAAAAUCAAACCAAAAUGCAUGUAGAUAAAAUGUAACAUUUAGAUUGCCUGAUUGACUAAUAUUUUGGGGAUUUUUUUUUUUUUUUUUUGUAUUUUAUUGUAAAAGGGUAAAUAUAGUCUUUUGCUCUUUGUGGAUAUCAAUGAAACUCUGGUGCAGCUGUCCUAAUGCUCAAAGAGGAGGAGUACCUGAAUCAUGUAACCAAACUCGCCACCAAGACUACCUACAGUACCAGGAGAGGGGAGAACUGAGCUGUGUUCAAUUUUGUUUUGAUAAAAGGGAGAGUCAAGAGGAUCUAAAAAAAUAGAGACAACAAAAGUUAAGACUGGUUCAUGAGGAAGGGGACAUUUUAUUAACUUUUUCUUCAAAGCAUCUUCAGAUUAAACCGCUUCCCUUUUUCAGCAAAAAAUGACCAUUUUAAUUAGGUUGGAUUAAAUUAUGGGUGUAUGAGGAUAACUUUGACUUCUUUUCAAACACUUCUACAAAUCUUUGACAAGUGAAAAUAUAGGUUUCCUUCACGAAAACUUAUUUUCAAAAAACUUAGUUUUACCAAUGGUUUUGCACCCUAAACUGUUAUCAUGUUUAAAAAAAGGAGAGUUGAUGGAGCUUUUAAACAUGAUAUUGCUUCCUGGUGCUCUCCCUUAAUAGUUAACCUCUUGCAUAGUUAAUGAUAAACAUUUUGGUGUCAUAAUCCAACUGUUAUAUUCAAUGUUUUUUGUUUUGUUUUGUUUUUACUAUGGGGAACAUUUUUAUUCUGAAGAAGCCUUGCAAAAAAGUUGAUGCAGAAGUUUGUAUUAUAAAAGCCAUUUUUUAUUAAAAGAGCAGGUUUGAGUUGAUAUUGGUAGGGAUGCGUUUUAUACUGCACCAUGCAAUACCUAAAUACAGAAGAAAAAAACACGAAUUUAAGAGUUUGUAUUGGAAGGUUGAUGUGUUGAAGCAAUCUGUAGUUUCUGUUCUGUGGUCAUUCUAGAUGAAGUGAACUGUGCCAGGAGAUUUUUAUUUCUCGUUUUUGCAUGCUUUCCCCCUUUUUAGCUAUUUCUCUCUUUCUAAUUGUGCGCUAUGUUGGACAUGUGAAGCUGUAAACAUUUAAAUUCAGGUUAUUGUCUGUGUUGAGCUCUGUAUCUGUGUAAUAAAAAAAGAAAAUUGAAUAUGA